UUCUGCAGUUGCCAAAAUAGUAGGCAAUAAUGUAAAAAAAUUGCAAAAGUUUGCUUCCACGGUGAAGAUGUGGGUCUUCGAGGAGAACAUUAAUGGGAGAAAACUGACGGAUAUCAUAAACAAUGAACAUGAAAAUGUAAAAUACCUCCCUGGAUACAAGCUGCCAGAUAAUGUGGUUGCGGUCCCAAAUCUUAAUGAAGCUGUACAGGAUGCGGACUUGCUGGUCUUUGUCAUUCCUCACCAGUUCAUUCAUAAAGUCUGCGAUGAAAUCACAGGACGAGUACCCAAGAAAGCGCUUGGUAUAACUCUCAUAAAGGGAAUAGAUGAAGGCCCGGAGGGACUCAAACUGAUCUCUGACAUUAUUCGAGAGAAGAUGGGAAUAGACAUCAGUGUGCUGAUGGGAGCCAACAUUGCCAAUGAGGUGGCAGCAGAGAAAUUCUGUGAAACCACAAUAGGCAGCAAAAUCUUGGAAAAUGGUCUUAUCUUCAAAGAACUCCUGCAGACUCCCAACUUCCGAAUAACUGUCGUAGAUGAUGCAGAUACGGUUGAGCUUUGUGGUGCCCUGAAGAAUAUAGUGGCAGUUGGAGCAGGGUUCUGUGAUGGCCUUGGCUGCGGUGACAAUACCAAGGCUGCCGUUAUUCGCCUUGGCCUAAUGGAGAUGAUUGCCUUUGCCAGAUUUUUUUGCAAAGGACAGGUGUCUACUGCCACUUUCCUGGAGAGCUGCGGAGUUGCUGAUCUCAUCACAACGUGUUACGGUGGCCGGAACCGGCGUGUUGCAGAAGCGUUUGUUAAAACUGGAAAGUCUAUUGAAGAAUUGGAGCAAGAAAUGCUGAAUGGUCAGAAACUGCAAGGACCGCAGACUUCUGCAGAAGUGUAUCGCAUCCUCAAGCAGAAAGGAAUGCUGGAAAAGUUUCCCCUGUUCACUGCUGUGUAUCAAAUCUGCUAUGAAGGGAAGCCUGUCAGAGAGAUGAUAUCCUGCCUUCAGAGCCACCCGGAGCACAUAUAAAAUCAGUCGGGACGUCGUAUUCGUGCAGCUUGCUGCCUUCCAAAUUGAUACCUGGCUUCAGGUGGACCCUGUCGCGAAGCUUUGUUCAAAGCUGCUCACUGGGCAGCAGGAGCAACGUGAACGUCUCCGAAUGGGUAUUGGGUUUUGGGUUUACAGCCUGGUUUG
Messenger RNA from Eurypyga helias (sunbittern), 1171 nucleotides. RefSeq names its product glycerol-3-phosphate dehydrogenase 1-like (gene GPD1L). Gene Ontology annotation, cellular component: cytosol; glycerol-3-phosphate dehydrogenase (FAD) complex. The coding region runs from base 68 to 1006 and encodes 312 amino acids. Lineage: Eukaryota; Metazoa; Chordata; Aves; Eurypygiformes; Eurypygidae. The transcript has 7 exons. Gene Ontology annotation, molecular function: NAD binding; glycerol-3-phosphate dehydrogenase [NAD(P)+] activity; protein homodimerization activity. The record is from RefSeq and is a predicted model, not a curated record. Gene Ontology annotation, biological process: glycerol-3-phosphate catabolic process; carbohydrate metabolic process.